UUACUCCCUCUCUCGACCAGCUCCUGUUCCAGCCCAGCUACUCACCUUUGGUGACAUAUCCCACUCUGCCACUUCCUCUCUUUCUCCUACCGUGAGCCCUACCGACCAACACCAAAAUGGAGGCCGUCAAGAAGAAGAUGCUGAUGCUCAAGCUGGAUAAGGAAAACGCUCUGGACCAGGCCGAGCAGGCGGAGACCGAUAAGAAAGCCGCCGAGGACAGGAGCAAACAGCAUGAGGAUGAGCUGAUUCAAAUGCAAAAGAAACUUAAGGGAACUGAGGACGAGUUGGAUAAAUAUUCAGAGGCUCUGAAGGACGCCCAAGAGAAACUGGAGAUAGCUGAGAAGAAAGCUGCAGAUCGAGCACACCUGUUGUCAUAA
Molecule: messenger RNA, 377 nt
Organism: Triplophysa dalaica
Lineage: Eukaryota; Metazoa; Chordata; Actinopteri; Cypriniformes; Nemacheilidae
Product: tropomyosin alpha-1 chain-like
Exons: 3
Coding region: 117-377 (86 amino acids)
Biological process (GO): muscle contraction; actin filament organization
Cellular component (GO): actin filament
Molecular function (GO): actin filament binding
Source: RefSeq, a predicted model, not a curated record